Molecule: messenger RNA, 1471 nt
Organism: Stomoxys calcitrans (stable fly)
Lineage: Eukaryota; Metazoa; Arthropoda; Insecta; Diptera; Muscidae
Exons: 5
Coding region: 589-1056 (155 amino acids)
Source: RefSeq, a predicted model, not a curated record
AGCGUUUCCGCCACAUUUUUCCUCUACCGGCUACAGCGUACAUCGUACGCGGAGGGUCAUCGCCGGCCAUUACCAUAAAAUCAAAUAAUCAUCCAUCAAAUAAAACUGAAACUCCACGCAACAAAACUUCACCAUUCCCAAGGAAUACGGCGGGGAUGGUGAUGUGCGUGUUUGGAAAGGCAACCCGCGGGCGGCAUAUAUAAAAAAUAUGAAAGAGAAUGGAAAACGGUACAUGGUCCGGGAAACAUGCGGCUGUGAUCACCCGUGAGUCUAGCCAAUGAGCCCUAAAGCGACAAAAAGACGAAAAAGAAACAUUGCCAAAAAUUUCUGGCUUUGGCGUCCCUACUAGCCGCUUGUAGUAAGAGGGUUGCUGCUUCAUUCACAUAAACUCCACACACACAUGCAAUCACCACCAGCGUGCUUUUCAUACGUGUACAUGCAUAGCUGUAUUUUCCUGUUUCAUUCAUUUGGGUAAACCAUAAAAAAACUUACAUUCUAAUAAAUGACGAUGUCUCUAAUCGUGCGUGUGUGUGUGUGAAAAACUCUCGACGCCGCCAUUCACACUGGCGAGAUAACACUUUGCACUACAUGAUUGUUGAACCAAAAACAACACAGUCAGCUCUAAAACAAAUUAAAGAGGUAUUCGGGACGAUACACACAAAAUCUUUUCCCCUCGGAACCCAACCGUGGAUUGGUAUGCCUGGACAAAAACCCGUCUGCCAACCGGCUGUCGUGGACACAUGCGUUACAUCUUGGAGUGAAACCUCUAAAAUUUUGGUGCCGAAUAUGUUGCGCUGUCUGGCAAAAGGUACAAUUCUCUUUCCCCAUCUCGUGACCGAGGGUGAAAUCGCAUUGCAGUAUCAUCUAUACAUAUAUGGCUGUGUGCCCGCUUCUAUCCUAUCAGCCUGCCGUGUAUCAACACCACAUUCAUUUGCCGUCAAUGCCUUGGCCAAUAGCACAAAAAAGGAGGUUGGAAACAUUUUGAUUGUGAUUGGCAGCCGGGCUGUUGGCACAUUGAUAUGGACGUCUGAGCGUCAAAUCAUCUCUUCAAAAUAAAUUCUGGAAUUCCCAAUAUAAGGGAUUACCUGGCCAAUUCACAGUGUCCAAUAAACUUUAUCUCUUUCCUUAUUUGUAGGAUGCCUUCAGGGCCUUUUCUCCAAAGCCCUAGUGAAAGUUGACUCCACCACGAAAAUAUGCCAGGAUUCCUCCUGAAUUGGAUUGGCCUCUCUCGUCAGUAAUGCUGAGGAGGCCUGGAUGGUUGUAGUGUUCUUGACGGGGGAUUUCCUUUAAGAGGAUAAAAAAAAACAAAAAAGGAACCCACACAACGGUUACAAUCCACAAAGCCACAUCACUGAAAUUCCAUUACUCACGUAUUUGGCAACCGCCCACACAUAAAAAAAAUUGUCACCACAAACCAGACUCUGAAGUCUUUACAAAUAAAUAAAUAAAUAACACGUUUCGAACUUCUUGA